Messenger RNA from Gymnodraco acuticeps, 3012 nucleotides. RefSeq names its product insulin-like growth factor I. The transcript is spliced from 4 exons. Gene Ontology annotation, molecular function: hormone activity. Lineage: Eukaryota; Metazoa; Chordata; Actinopteri; Perciformes; Bathydraconidae. The record is from RefSeq and is a predicted model, not a curated record. Bases 1166 to 1759 code for a protein of 197 amino acids. Gene Ontology annotation, cellular component: extracellular region.
AAAAAAGCUUGCACAGUAUUUGGGUGGUCUAUAGAUAUUUAGGAACAGAGCUCGAGAGGAGCAUUUCAGCUGAAGGGCCACAUAUUCAAAAGAAGCCUCCAAAUGAAGCACGAAACAGUCUCAUAAUUAAGAUUCAUUGCUGGAUGGAGUUUAUAAGCAUUAUUUGUUGAGAGAGGCCCAAAACGCUUUUUGGGGUUUACCCUUUUCUGCAGAGUGUUUUAUAGGUUUUAGAGCAUGUUAAUGGUCUGCAAAGGCUAAAAUGCCUCCAGAGGGAGAUCCCCACCCCCCCCACUCCUAACAAAAGCCUUUAUUUUCUUUCAUAACAUAGUGAAAUCACUAUGUAACACUGUAUUUGCUAGUGCUACAACACAUUGUACGUUAUAGGCUAAGGGGCAGGAUGAAAUCUCUAAGCGGUUGACCAAUCACAACAGAGCCAGCCAGCUAACCAAUCAGAGCAGACUGGGCUCUGGUUUCAGACAGAGGGUGAAAAGAGGUGCUGCAGCACAGUAUGAGAAAAAUAAAGAGCUUUUUGGACAUUAAAGCAUGGAGACAUGUCACAGUAGAGACAUACUGAUAUGAACCUGAGAAUAAGAAUAAAAUGUCCUCUUAAAGUACAAUAACUCAAGUAAAUGUACUUACUUUACCUGAGUGUUUCCAUGGUAUGCUAUUUAAACUUUCACGCAAAUAUUGUACUUUUAGUCCUCGUACUUUUAUUUGACAACAUUAGUCACUAGUUUUCUUUGCAGGUUUACAUUAUUAAGACGACAUAAACUAAAUAUGAAGCAAUAUUAUGGAUGAAGAUACUCUGCAGUGUAAAACGUUUAAAGUUGAUUAUACCUAUUUAUAAUCCAGUGAUAUCAUUUAUAUCAUUCUGGAAUGCCGACACAUAAUUAUUACUUCUGGUACUUAAGUGGGUUUUGAUCCUAUUCAUUUGAACUCUUACUUGAAUCAAAUAUUGAUUACAGGAAUACUUGUAAAAGUAUUCAUACACUGGUGUUUCUACUUUUACUCAAGUAAAAGUUCUGAGUACAUCUUCCACCUCUGGUUCCAGCAGUUAGAAUUGAACAUAAUGUUUGUGCCACUGAUGAAUAUCCUGUUACACACGUAAGGAACACAGAGUAGAUAAUCAGAGACUGCGUGUUAAAUCAUCUGAUAGAGGCUGCAGAUGAGAUUGAGUGUGAAUCACUGUGGAGUGCAUGGAGGUGAGGGAGGUGAGGGAGGAACCAGCUGUGACCCGCCCCCCCCCGCCUGCUGCUAUAAGACUGAAGGUCUCCUUCAGUCAGUCCACACAGACAGUAUGCACUCCUCAAGCUUCUCCUCUCCCACAGCAAACACACUGAAGGUGUUGUGUAUCUGUCUGGCAGGCUGGCCCCUGGCCUCAGAGGCAGGCCGACUGCGCUGUGGCUCUGAUCUGCUCAAGGACCUAAUGUUUGUCUGCGGGGAUCGUGGAAUCUAUUUAGGUAGAGGGUCAUGGUCCGGUUACGGAGGUCGGCCCAGAGGGAAGGGGAUCGUGGAGCAGUGCUGCCGCUCGCCUGGCUGUGGACUCCAGUAUCUGGAGACGUACUGCAACAAACCAAAGGGCCAGCAGCCCACCACAGCUCCCCCUGCCACCACCACAGCCCCCCCUGCCACCAGUACAGCCCCCCCUACCACCACCACAGAACCCUCGACCACCACACAGACGGACAUGGUACGAUCUCUGCUGCUUGAGCUUUACAGCUCAGCAGUUCCAGGCAGUGUUUCAGAGGAGACUCUCUGAGCACCUGGGGGCCCCCAACAGCGCAACAAAGAAGAAAACAUCGCCUCCUCCUCGACGGAAAAGCAAAGGUUUAUCUUCACGCAGGAGGAAGAAAACAAGCAGCACAACCAGCAGGCCUUCGUCGACCUCCAGGAGCCCGCCCCAAAGAACCACAGCGCUAAAGUCAUGACCUCAGAAGAAGUUACUGGUACUGGUACGCUACCUGAUGCUCUACUUUAAGUAGUUCUUUACUAAGUAGGGGUGGUUGAUAAUCACUAACAGAGACUUCAGGGGGGCACAGACGGGAGGUCCUCAGCUCCAGGGGAGACACUCAGAGAGUCCUGACUCCAGCUCUGGGCCAGCUGCUGUCACACUGCCACGUCUGGAAUAGCUCUCCUCUGAAAGCUGCUUUCUUGCCUCAAUCUAUUAAGAUUAAGACUACCUUUAAUCAUUCAGUUCACGCUGGUGUUAUUAUACAAUUACAAACCAAGGCCCGAAAAUACACACCAGCUCAUGGAGGUGUCAGAGCGAAGGGGCUGCCACUGUUCCAGCGCCCGGGAGCAGUUGGGGGUUUGGUGCCUUGCUCUAGGACACCUCAGCAGUUCCCAGGAGGCUGACUGGUACCUCUCCAGCUACCAGUCCACACCAUUUUUAUUUGUUGGUCCAUACCGAGAUUCGUUUCCCAAGCAAAGAUCUCCAUCCAUAUUUUUGAUCUGAUCGGGAGUGAACUUAUGACCCUUUUGUCCCCAAGUCAAAUCUCUACAAACUGAACUUUGAUCCCCAAGUUUAGUCUGUGUUAAUCCAUGAUGGACUUAUGGGAAAUGGUGUUUGUUAAAGGCUGCUAACUAUUACAGAGACAAUAUCACUUCUCUACUGCAAAGACUUGGUAACUGUCCUAUGACCUGAACCUUUUCUUUUUAGGCGUACUCAUUAUCGAUACAGUGAUAAAUAUAUUUAGUAAUUAUGAUGCUAUAUGAAUGAUUUAGAAUUUGGAGUGUGUUUGUGUCCACUUUCAAACUCUGCCUGAUGGAAAUAUAUCUUUCUCAUUAUCCACUGUGUGUGAGUGUGAGUGUGUGUGUAUAUUUGAAUACUUUUAUAGCACUUUUAAAACAAAAUUACUGUAUCUUCACCGUGUGUCUUGGAUGCAGACUCAUUUUUUUCUGAUUUGUAUAUUAUUUUCUGUCUGAAACAUACAAGUAUUAUGUUUUUAAUUUUUGUGUUUUCUGUAAAAUACUUUUUAACCCAUUCAUUAUUUAUUUCACUACCACAACAUA